Molecule: messenger RNA, 1467 nt
Organism: Vicia villosa (hairy vetch)
Lineage: Eukaryota; Viridiplantae; Streptophyta; Magnoliopsida; Fabales; Fabaceae
Product: replication protein A 70 kDa DNA-binding subunit B-like
Exons: 9
Coding region: 202-1467 (421 amino acids)
Biological process (GO): DNA repair; DNA recombination; DNA replication
Cellular component (GO): nucleus
Molecular function (GO): DNA binding
Source: RefSeq, a predicted model, not a curated record
UUAAUCUUUCUUGGAAACCCAAAGUUACUGUUUGCUUUACUCAACCUGUCUUAUCAUUGCAGCCUACUCUUUCCCAUGCCUCUCCAAUGUUAGUCUGUCUAUUACCUUCUACUUCCGCUUUCCUCCCUCCUCAUUUCUCACCAAACUGCCAUUCAUCUUCAUAUUUCCAUUUUCCUUUUUUAUUUUAAGCUUCUGUUCAGCAUGGCUCGACCGAUGGAGAAAGUUGUGGACAUCAACGACUCCAAGGAACUAUGGAAGGUGGCGGUUAGAGUUGUCCAUAAAUGGAAGGUAGUCUCCAACAACAAGGAGCACUAUGAGAUGAUCUUUCAAGACAAAGAGGGGUCUGACAUUCACGUAGUUGUUCCAAAUACGUGCAUGGCCGCUUACAAUGACAAGUUUGAGGUGGACAACACAUACACUGUCUCCAACUUUGCAGUGCCGCCAAAUAACUUGGUUUUUAAACCAAGCACUCACAAGUUCUUGGUGAAGUUCACGGGAGGAACUUCUGUGAAUGAUGUCAACAAACACGACAUACCCCCCAUGCAACGCGCCUUCACCAGUUUCCCUGAUAUUAUGAUCGGCAAGUUUAAGAAGGAUGUCUUGAUCGACGUUAUUGGCGUGAUCGAUGCUAUUGGAUAUCAACAAACUCAAAGUGGUGGGGAAACAAUGCAGGUCAAUUUUGUACUCAGGGAUGCAACCAACAACACAAUGAACUGCACCCUCUGGGAGGACUAUGCCAAACAGUUUUUCAAGUUUCACGAGAAAAAUCCAACAACCUCUGGACCAACUGUGAUUUUGCUUAGCUAUGCAAAAGUUAAGGAACAGGGCCAAUACCCACUAUCCGUUACAAAUACAUUCCAUGUUACAAAACUCCAGAUCAAUCCAGAUUUGCCUUCUGUUAAAGACUUCGUAAAUGGUUUCUCAAAGGAGGAUUUGCGUACCGUUUCAAGCCAGCUCAACUCACACUCUCAGCAAUACUCGCGCAGCUCGAAUUCUGAGAAUGGUAGACAGAGUGACACUCAAAAACUGCUUAAUAUGGUUGUUACUCUGCCUCUGAGUCAACUUAAACAACUGCGCGAGGACACUUUCUGUGCUACUGUUGCAAAGACAAGGAAACUCAUUGCUUCUUCCUAUGGAUGGUACUACCGGUGCUGCCAUGCAUGCACCAAAGCUGCACGCGGUGAUAAAACUCCAUACGAAUGUGAUAAUCACCAUUUGACUGGGACUGAAAUAUAUAAGGAAUGCCAACAAAUCUUAGGUAUUUCAGCUGCUCAAAUGCGCGACACAAUGAUACAUGCUGGUAUUACAGAUCCUUUGGAUUUUCCCUUAAAGCUUGAUGCCAUGUUGGACUUGGAUCUGGCUUUAAGAGUUAGAUGGCAGCCCAGUUGGGACAGCUGCUCUGUUAUUAGGUUUAUAGAUGACAAACUGUUUGUUAAACAAUUCGGUGCUCCUUGGGAGCCUAGGUAG